Messenger RNA from Clunio marinus, 2533 nucleotides. The record is from the annotation of a GenBank genome assembly. Lineage: Eukaryota; Metazoa; Arthropoda; Insecta; Diptera; Chironomidae.
GUACUAAAAUUCAAUCAAAAUAAAGGAAAACUUGUGAAAUUGAGUCUGGAGAAUUUGAUUAAAUUUUAUACAAUAUCAUCAUGAAUACUGAUUGGGAUGAAAUAAAACGACUUGCAGCAGAUUUCCAAAAGGCUCAAUUAUCAUCCACACUUGCACGCCUUUCUGAACGUAAUUGUAUCGAAGUCGUGAGUUUAUUGCUUGAAAAAGGAUUGAUUGAUCUUGUCUUCACAACUGAUGGUAAAGAAUAUUUGACACAUGAUCACUUGCGUCGCGAAAUUGAAGACGAAUUGUAUGUUAAUGGUGGAAGAAUAAAUUUAGUGGAACUCUCGAAAUCCUUAUGCGUAGAUCUUCAAAAAAUUCAACCAGUUGCUGAACAAAUAGCUCAAGAAGAUGUUAAAAUAACUCUCAUCUUGGGUCAAUUAAUUUCAUCAGAUUAUAUUGUAAGAAUUGCUUCCGAGAUUAAUGAACGUUUGAAUCAAAACGGCGAAGUUAACAUCUCAGAAUUGACUGGCGCUUAUGACUUGCCAAGUGACUUUCUUCUUCAUGAAAUUGUUGAAAAGAAUCUUGGACGUAUAAUUUUUGGAAAGCAAGAUUCAAGCAAUCCACGUUUGCUUUACACUUCAGCUUUCAUUUCUCGUUGUAAAGCAAGAAUUCGAGGUGCACUUGCCGGAAUCACUAAGCCAACGCCAUUGACAGCAAUUUUAAAUCAAACAGGAAUACAAGAACGAAUUUUCUUCUCUCUUACUAACGAUGUAAGUCUUACAGGUACGAUAACAUCAAGAUCAACAGCUGGAAGCUACAUUCCUCAUGUUUACACAAAAACACAAUCAGAAUGGGUGAAGAAUUUCUUCAAACAAAACGGAUAUUUGGAAUACGAAUCUGUGACAGCAUUAGGAGUUGGAUCCGAUCCAAAACCUUUCAUUCAAAAGCAAUUAAGUGCUGCUAAUAAAUUAACUUUUCUCGAUAAAUGUGUUGUUGGUCAAAGAAUAAUCGAUCAAGUCGAAUCAACACUUGAAGAGUCAAUUGCAACAAGCAGCUUCUUAGAUGUUAGCACAAUCCUUCCAAGUGUCAUAGGCGAACAAGAUAUUGAGAAGUUAAUUCAAAUCAUUCUCACGCCAAGUAAACAGAGACUGACACAAAUGUUUGGAACUUUAAUUGUCACAACAAAAUACAUUGACAACUUGCUGAAACCUGUUUACAUCAUAGCAGAGACAAACGCAAAAGCGUCAGUCGAUUCAGGAGCUUAUCAAAAAUUCAUUGCUGAAAAAACAAUAAAAAAAGAUUUUGAAACUGAAGAAGCGAUUGGAAAAGUUGACAAACGUGAGGAACGUCGUAAGAAAGCAGCUGGUGGGAAAGCUGGCGGUGGUGCUCAAGGUCGUGAAACGAAAACAAAAUCAACGAAGAAACAUCAACGUGGUGGGAAGAAUAAAGAUUUUGAUGAUUCAGGUUCUGACGAUGACUUCGCCGCUGUUUCUAAGAAGAACAAGAAAGAUCAGCAACUUGAUAUUGUUCAUGUACAUGAAAUUAAGAAAGCGAUAAAGGAGACUUUGGAAAAUGAUGGCCUCGACGAUAUUGUCAAUGAAAUUGCGAACUUUUAUCAUGUUCAAAUCAGUAAAUAUGCUCAAAACAAAGCACAAGAGUUCUAUGAAGCGUCUUUACAAAACAGCAUGCAAAACCGCAAACAAAACCACAGUGCAUUGCAAGAUAAGUUGAAUGUUUUACUGAAUGACAUUCGAUUGUAUGAGAAAGGAUUGAAAAUGUUCACUUCGACAGAGACGCAAGCUCAAUUAACGAAAUAUCUUUUGAAGAGUCUUGGAGUUGAUUUUUGCAAUGAAAUUUCUUUUUAUAUUGCGAUUGAAAGUGAGUUGAGCUUCCCGAAUACACUCAGCAAUCAAUUAACAACUGAACAACGGACUAGAAUUGCUGCUGAAUGUGAAGCGAGUUUCAAGCAGCCUUUGAUGGCUGUCAAUAAAUCCUUGAAUGGAACUGUCGAAGAGUUCUUAACAGCAGCUGAGAAUAUUUUAGCUCCAUGUUCAAUGAUUCUCAAGAAAAUUGAUAAAAAGAAAGAUAAACAAAUUAUUUUGACGCACAAACAAGGACUUUUAGAUCAACUUUACAAGUGCAACGAUCCGUCACUGGUGCUCCAUCUUGCAAGUCUUGUGAUAUUCACAAUUGCAACUGGAAACAUGCUUCAUGCAUCUGGGAAGUUUGUGUCGUCAAUUUUAGAUUUUCUUGCUUUAGGAAUUCUUUCCGACGAUGACAACAUUCAAUUGAUGAAGUUUCACGAGUUUGUCUUGAUGCUCUUCAGAGCUGAGAAUGAUGAAAUGAAAGCUGAAUUAAAUGUGAAACUUGAUGAAAUGAUUCCGAAGAUCAAAGACAUGGCAGCCAACUUUAAAAAGAUAUCGAAAAACAAGGAUGAUCGUGAAGAUUGAAUUGAGUUACAUUUUUGAUACUUGAAACUUUUAUUUGUGGUUACGGCGGUUACAAAUUUUAUAAUUAAUGAGAGAAAAUAAACAAAAACACGAAAUGAAAA